GUGGUACCUUAUCUUUAUGGUUUCCGGUGAUAAUGGCAAUCUCCAUCCUAGCAACCCGGGCCCCACACUGAAAAUCUGUCAGUUGAGGCUCACCUCAUAUCUCCCUCCAUUGGCAUUCGGAACCCUGUUUGAAAUUCGAAAUUCUAGGCCUCAUUCAAAAUUAAAACAUGCCUCGCCUCUCGAUGCUCUGCGGGCUGUCGCGCAGAAUCAUCUGCUCCAGCACCGUUCACAGAAAUCUUUGGCGACUAUUGUCCGACAGUUCCGAUUCGACCAUUACCCCACACGCAUCGGACCAAACGGAUAAUAAUGUGAAGAAAUUCAAAAGGAAGACGCAAGCGGAGCACUCAAGUCACCUGUUUGUGUGGCCGGAGGCGAAGGACGAAAACGUGCACCAUGUUGAAGAGAGCAAGGAGGAUAGCAAUGACGACAUAACUGCAUCAUGGGGCUGGAAAAAUGACGAACUCGACGUGGAGCAAUUGGCAGGACUGCCAAGUCCUAAUGAGGUAGAGGAUCCCUACCGACCGGCAAUCAAUGAAUUCGAGGAUGAUCAGUUUCAUUUCGCUGAAGCUGACCAAUCAGGAAUUCAAGAAGAUUUACAAUUCGCCAGAACGCGCUCCCUGCGGGAACAGCUUACCCAGAAUCAGGAUUCCCAAGAACCUUUUACUAGCCUUGAGAAAACUUCUCUCACAUCCGUUCGAGAGAAUGUGGACUUCAUGAUGCAGGAGCUCAGUCAGAUUUCCCUUAUUUUGAAUACUAUGGGAGAAGCUGAAAACACAAUGGGAAUGGUUAACUCUGAGACGGAAAUGGGUUCCCUUGCCCUCAACCAACCCAAUACAAGUGAGAGUUUGGAUAAUGAGGAGACAACAAAUCACUUUUUGGACUCUGAGUUAGACAGUGCUACGUCCGGUCAAUCAGAUCUUGAGGGGAUUUCCGAUCAGUCUAUGGAGGUCUGGUCAGAGGUAGACAGUGCGUUGUCCGAGCCAUCUGAGAACCUAGAUCCUAGCGCGAAUUUGAGUCCGUCUUUCGAUUCCGAACUAGCCCAUCAACCCAAAUUGGAUCAUGAGAUGGAGGCAAAUCAGACUUUGGAUUCUGAGUUAUCUGCUGAAAUGUCUAAUCAAUAUUUGAUUUCCAAUGAGGACUUCGGGGAGGAGCUGCCAACAGAAUCUCACAAAAUCGAGGAAAUCGUGUCUGCUGAGAAUACUCAAGAGUCCAGUCCUUCGAAAACUAAUCAGAAUACUCCCAAGACUGAUGACACGCAGGACACUCAGCCAAAGGAGACCAUACACACCUACAGACCCUUUAGGACCAUCGAAGUGCCUGCUAAGAAGCCCACUAGUGGCCUGUGCACCGAGUCAAUGGAAGAGCAGCCCUCCACCCAGGAACCCCAAUCCGCCACAGGCGUCCACUUAGAUAGCGAGGGGUACAAAGUUUCUGCCGAGCUGACGGAGUCCGAAUCCCGACUUCUUAUGCGCAUGGCUCUGAAGCAAGCUUUAGUUGAUCUGGAGUCUGGCCAAAACAAAUACAAAGCAACCGUUCUGGAGGCCGAAACCGAGUGAAAUAGCAGCACCAAGAAGCAAAUAUAAAUAAGAUAGUAU
Drosophila erecta is the source of this 1595-nucleotide messenger RNA. Its product is annotated as dentin sialophosphoprotein. The transcript has a single exon. The record is from RefSeq and is a predicted model, not a curated record. Lineage: Eukaryota; Metazoa; Arthropoda; Insecta; Diptera; Drosophilidae. Bases 168 to 1556 code for a protein of 462 amino acids.